GGCUGUUUGGCUUCACCAUGGAGCGUCCGGAGACCAGAGAACGCAGCUCGUCGCCCGGGCAACCAGGGAGGACAAAACCCUCUUGGGGUGGUGGCGGCGGCGGCGUAGCGGAUGCGAUGAUGUCCAACCCAGAGCACGGCCUUCCCUUUCUCCCGGGCACGUCUUUUACGGACUCCACGAAAACAGCAUUUCAUAGAAGCCAGACACUGAACUACAGGCAUGGCUAUGCAAUGGCUCGUCGUCCAACCGUUGGGAUAGGCGGGGACCGGCUCCAGGUCAACCAGCUGUCUCAGGCUGACCUGGAUGAGUUGGCCAAUAAGGCACCACUUCUAACAUACGGCGAACCUAAGCCGGCCGCACCUCCAAAUUUUAUUCCUGCACAUGUGGCUUUUGACAAAAAGGUGCUGAGGUUUGAUGCCUAUUUCCAAGAAGAUGUUUCUAUGUCAACUGAAGAACAUUAUAGGAUUCGUCAGGUGAACAUUUACUACUUCCUAGAAGAUGACAGCAUGUCAGUCAUGGAGCCCACUGUGGAAAACUCUGGGAUCCUUCAAGGCAAGUUGAUCAAACGCCAGCGCCUACCCAAAAAUGACCGCGGAGACCAUUACCACUGGAAAGACCUAAAUCGAGGGAUAAACAUCACAAUUUAUGGCAAAACUUUCCACAUUGUUGAAUGUGACCGAUUCACACAGGAAUUUUUGGAAAGUCAAGGAAUUGAAUUAAAUCCACCUGAGAAGAUGGCUCUCGAUCCUUACACGGAACUCCGGAAGCAACCUCUUCAUCAGUAUGUCACCCCAUCGGACUUUGAUCAGCUUAAGCAGUUUCUCACCUUUGACAAACAAGUACUUCGAUUCUAUGCAAUCUGGGAUGAUACAGACAGCAUGUUUGGUGAAUGUCGGAACUACAUCAUUCAUUACUAUCUUAUGGAUGAUACGGUCGAAAUCCGAGAAGUUCAUGAACGGAAUAAUGGGCGAGAUCCCUUCCCACUCCUGAUGAACCGCCAGCGCAUGCCCAAGGUUUUGGUGGCGAAUGCAGAGAACUUCCCUCAGUGUGUGCUGGAAAUCUCCGAUCAAGAGGUGUCGGAAUGGUAUACUGCCAAAGACUUCAUCGUUGGGAAGCCACUCACUAUCCUUGGGAGAACCUUCUUCAUUUAUGACUGUGAUCCAUUUACUCGACGGUACUACAAAGAAAAGUUCGGAAUCUCUGAUUUGCCCCGUAUUGAUGUGGGCAAGAAGGAACCACCUCGUAUAAAACAGGAAUUACCUCCCUAUAAUGGUUUUGGACCAGUUGAAGACUCUGCUCAGAACUGCUUUGCUCUGGUUCCAAAAGCUCCCAAAAAAGAUGUUAUUAAAAUGCUGAUGAAUGAUAACAAGGUGCUUCGUUAUUUGGCUUCACUGGAAUCCCCCUACCCAGAAGACAAAGACCGCCGAUUUGUCUUCUCGUAUUUUCUAGCCACUGACAUGAUCAGUAUCUUUGAGCCUCCUGUCCGCAAUUCUGGUAUCAUUGGGGGCAAGUUCCUUGGCAGAACAAAAGUGGUCAAACCACACUCUUCGGUGGAAAACCCCGUCUACUAUGGCCCCAGUGACUUCUUCAUUGGCGCUGUGAUUGAAGUGUUUGGCCACCGGUUCAUCAUCCGUGAUACAGACAACUAUGUCUUGAAAUAUAUGGAGAGCAAUGCUGCCCAGUACUCACCAGAAGCACUCUUAUCGAUUCAGAACCAUAUUCGGAAGCGUGAAGCUCCUGCACCAGAACUGGAAAACAAACAAACUGAAGUGGACCCAAGUGUGCAAGAACUGGAAACGUUAAUAGACAUGAUCCAGAAGCAGCUGAAAGAUCAUCCCUGCAGAGACAACAUUCUCGAGGCAUUUCAAGUUUAUGACAAGGAGGCUUCAGGCUUUGUGGACAAAGAAGAUUUCUUCAAAAUCUGUGACUCUCUUAAUGUCCCAGUGGAUGAUUCCUUGAUCAAGGAGCUAAUCAGGAUGUGCUCCCACGGAGAAGACAAGAUCAACUACUACAGCUUCGUCCGUGCGUUCUCCAACUGACCUGGCUGGCGAGAGGAAGCAAUGCCGCUUUGUGAGCUUGGACCUGCACUUUGAAAUAUACCUUGUACUCUGUAUAGAGGCAUUUACAGAGCUCGUGAAA
Molossus molossus (Pallas's mastiff bat) is the source of this 2139-nucleotide messenger RNA. RefSeq names its product EF-hand domain containing 1 (gene EFHC1). Gene Ontology annotation, cellular component: mitotic spindle; axoneme. The transcript is spliced from 11 exons. Gene Ontology annotation, molecular function: alpha-tubulin binding; calcium ion binding. Lineage: Eukaryota; Metazoa; Chordata; Mammalia; Chiroptera; Molossidae. Gene Ontology annotation, biological process: mitotic cytokinesis; cilium-dependent cell motility; mitotic spindle organization. The record is from RefSeq and is a predicted model, not a curated record. The coding region runs from base 18 to 2039 and encodes 673 amino acids.